Messenger RNA from Megalobrama amblycephala (Wuchang bream), 5754 nucleotides. RefSeq names its product von Willebrand factor A domain containing 5B1 (gene vwa5b1). The record is from RefSeq and is a predicted model, not a curated record. NCBI's taxonomy places the organism in Eukaryota, Metazoa, Chordata, Actinopteri, Cypriniformes, Xenocyprididae. The transcript has 23 exons. Bases 1107 to 4979 code for a protein of 1290 amino acids.
CAAAUGGGAUGUCCACUUCACUCGACUCAGCUUCGCGAGAACGCGCAAACUGACAGCGCGCGCAUAGAAUGCUGUCCGGCCGGAAGUCAGCACAUGAUACCCAGUUCCAGUUUACUGUUCAUCACAAACAAUUUCAUGUAUGAAAUAAUCAACGACCACUGCAGCCCUCAGUAAAUCCAAGCAGAUGAGAUAAGAGACAUUCAGAGGGCGAGCAAGAGGGAGAAAGAGAGACAGUAAAUAGCACAUGUUAAUUUAAUUGAGAAACAGAAGCUGAGAUUUAAGCCAAGGCGGCACACAUCACUAAACACACACACUCUCUCUAAACAACCUGUUGUCAUUUAAAAAAGAAGAAGAAGAAGCCCUGGAGGCUCCAUAUUGAUUGUCAUGGUUACAUCCUCUUUAAAAGCAGAUUAAUCACACAUGCCACGGCCACGAAAUGCAUGCAGAAAUCCCUAUCAUAUUGAAAUCGAGAUAGUGAGCUUAGUAGUCACUGGAGGGAAAACAUGAAUGAUGGAAGGACGGACAAAGACAGGAAAGGAAACGCAACCAAAACUGUCAAUCUGCAGGCUGAAUCCUUCAUGUGAUCUAUGAUCUCUCGCCCUCCCCUCCUUUUCCCCUUGCAUGGUGUUGCAUUUCAGCCUGUGGUACCCCUAGCUAUCAAAUAGGAUACAUGAAUGGGCUCUCGUCACUGAUUACGGAGAGACAGAGAGGUGGGGGAGCGGGUAGGUGGGUGGUACAGAUGCUGAGGGGAGAAUUGAGCGUUGGCGGGGGGUGGUGGGGUUCCUGUUAAUCUGUUGCACAGGACAACCUCUCGCUUCCAGCUUCCAGCUCUUGUGUUUCUGCCACAGCUCCUCUGAGCUUCAUAACCACAUGUUGCUGUGCUGAUUGACUGCAUUAACGUUCCUCCAGCUGCUUCUAUAUCUGUCGGUCUCUCUGCCUCCCUCCCAUCUUCGUUCCGCUCAGUUGUUGUGUUCACCUCCAAGAGGUAGAGAGCUUUUUGGAGUUGCAGCCGAUUAUUUUGGACAUCACUAAUGCAGAGAGAGAAUUGCGACCGCUGCAGAUGUGAGCCUUUUUAGGGAAACAUCACCUAUCGCCCCCUUCUCUGCAUGCGAGAAGCUGUACUGGACAGAACUACCAUCAUGCCUGGCCUGAUCAACAAGAGCAAACGGAGCGCUCUGCCUCUCAGUGUCUCAGACAUCGCUUCCUGUGUCAGGGGUUACACCCUGGCAAUGACGGCCUCCUUGACCUAUGAAAACAUUGAAGAUCACCCCGUCGAGGGAAUCUUUAUAUACCCUCUGGAUGAGUGCAGCGUGGUGGUCGGGUUCGAAGCGAUGAUUGGCAGUCAGAUAAUAACCGUGCAGGUCAAAGACAAAACGAAAAUCGAUGACUGUUACUUUGAUUGCUGCAAUGCCAAUGGAACCCCACAGAGUGGAGGUGGACAUAUCGUUUUGGAUGAGGAUCAGGAGAGGACAGUGCUGGUGGUCAGUCUGGGGGUCAUUCCCCCUCUGGAGACCAUUAAUAUACUGGUCAGCACGUCCUCGGAGCUCUGCACACUCCCUAACGGUGGAAUUCGGGUAACCUCACCACCCGUCUGCUCUCCAAGAGUCCAACGCUCUGUCAAAGAGGAGCAGGCGUUUUCGCCCAGCACUUCUAGGAGGAGGGAUCAGCAUCAUUGUGCACAGGGAGCACACGAGCAGACGGCCUCAGGUGUGUGUUUGGCUGCUCUGUUGGAGGAAGAGGCCAUCAACUCCAUUGACUAUGAGUUCAACUUCUGUCUUGAGAUCAGAGGACCGUAUUUACUCGCAGGUGUGGAGAGCCCCUCACAUGCCAUCCGGGCGGACGCGGACCCUUCGGCUCGCUCUGCCACCAGUAUUGUGGUCACACUGGCAGACAAGUACACCUACGACUGCCCUGUGGAGAUACUGAUCUACCCCAGUGAGCCCCAUCUGCCACACGUUCUCAUUGAAGACGGAGACAUGACGCCGGAGGAAUACGAUGAGCAUCUGAAAGGACGGAGCGACUACAUAAAGGCCACGAAGAAGGACUGCAGUAAUGAAAAGACAGUGGACAUCAUUCGGAAGAGGCUUCAUAAAGACAUCCUUCACAACCCCGUGGUCAUGCUCAACUUCUGCCCAGACCUCCGCUCGACGACCUCUGACCUACGGAGCGUCCAGGGGGAAUUCAUCUUCCUCAUUGACCGCAGUGGAAGCAUGAGCGGGGUCAACAUCAAUCGAGUUAAGGAUGCAAUGGUCGUAAUUCUGAAAAGUCUUUUCCCAGCAUGCUUAUUCAACAUAGUGGGCUUCGGAUCCAAGUUCAAAACGCUGUUUGCCACCAGUCAGAGCUACGAUGAGGAGAGCUUGGCGUUGGCUUACGAGCACGUGAAGAAGAUCCGGGCUGACAUGGGCGGCACAAAUAUACUGGCUCCUCUCAACUGGAUCCUACGGCAGCCCAUGCAGAAAGGCCAUCCUCGCCUGCUCUUCCUCCUGACCGACGGUGCCGUCAGUAACACGGGGAAGGUUAUUGAGUUGCUCCGCAGCCAUGCCAGGUUCACCAGGUGUUACACGUUCGGUAUAGGCCAGGCUGUGUGCAGGAGGCUGAUUUUAGGACUGUCCACCGUUUCCAGAGGCACAGCCGAGUUCUUGGCAGAAGGGGAACGACUGCAGCCCAAGAUGAUUAAGGCGCUGAAGAAGUCCAUGACAUCAGUACUGACUGACAUCUCCAUUGAGUGGCUGUAUCCAGAGACGAAGGAGAUCCUGCUCUCUCCAUUGGGCGCGACCUGUCUGUUCCCGGGUGACCGGCUGAUUGGAUACAGUGUGGUCUGUGAUACCUCCCGAUAUCACUCCAACCCCAAAUCAGACAAACGGAGACGAUACAGCAUGAUGCGUUCCAAUGAGUCCGCCAGUUCCGUGUUCUAUCACUCUCAAGAGGAGGAUGCUGGGAAGUUUUAUUGUGACGGUCAGGGGCCACACAGGGACAAUCAAGUCGGCUCGCUGUUUGACAGUUGCCAGGAGACCAUGUCUGAGAGCAGUCCUAUUGCCACAGAGCAAGACAUUACGGGAACUGACACAAGCACCUCUCCGAGAAGACGUGCUUAUAGCACCAAUCAGAUUGUAGAUUACAACCCAGUGAAGAAGGCCUACACCCCCAGUGACCCCAGCUCAGUGGUGGGGAAAAACCCUCUUAGACGAGCAAAAGUCCAGGAGCUCAUUGGUCAGACUCAUCCUGACUAUGGAGCUCAGUGGAAAAUGGACUACCAGCCACAGUUGGCCAGCCUGUGUGCCACGUCCUCAAGAGGACGUCCCAUACCUGCUCACAAACCUCCAGUGCAGCAACAAGAGGGUCUCCAGGGGGAGUCGAAGGCAGAUCAGACCCACCAUGGCCCCUCUGCACAGGGCCCCGUGGUGGAAGAUGGCUCCAGGUCUUCAACAGACAGCCCUUCUCUAGGCAGCACCGGCGAUGCGGAUGGAUACACACAUCAGCUUUGUGAAGUCGAAACGCCCCAAGAUCCUCACGCACCAGAAUUCAAGGCCAGUCACGGAAAGGGAGAUUGCAAAGCGGUUGUGUCAGGACUGCUGUGUGGGAAACCCAUGAAAUGGGAGUUGAUCUUUGACAUUCAACCUUUCCUAAAAGGUCGAGAACGGGAGGAAAAAGUUCACGAGGACCUGUGGAACGAAACCUUCCAUCACCUGGCAGGACGCUCCAUUAUUAAAGACUUUGAACAUAUGGCAGACAAAGAGUGUGAGAUUGAGCAUGGUUCUGGGAGAAGAUACCAGCUUUAUGCCAUCCACACGAGCAAAGCCUGCAACAUCUUGAGCAAAUACACAGCGUUUGUACCUAUCGAUCUGGACAGCAAUGAAUAUUUACCCACCUGCAUUGAGUACAGCCACGCUGGGGAGGAUCAUAAACGAAGUUCACACUGCAGUUCUCGUUCCGGCAGCAGGAAGACCCGUGGCUACUCUGUAGGUCUGGGUCGGUCACAGUCAGGAGGUUUGUCUGGGCAAGAUGAUGCAGCAUUAUCUUACAAUGUAGACGAUGGAUCCCAAUCCCCUAGCAAAACUCCCUCCUCCUCCAGUUGGGAACGAUGUAGCUCUUCCGAAGCCUCUCAAAGGAGUCCGUCUGUGACCUCCGACCACUCGCAGAGAUCAGUCGAGAGCCUUUUCUCUGCCAGCAAGCUGAGCCUGAGCAGGACGCGUCUGCUGACGAAAGCGGCCAGGGGCUUCAUGAGCCGGUCACAGAGCAAAAUGAGCAACUCAGUGGGAGAGAACGAAAAUGACAACAAGGACUACAUCCCUCUGGUGUCAUUGCAGCUGUCCUGUGGGGCGUUCGUGUUGGACAGUGCAUUGUGUGAUGCCAUCAACGUGCCCAUGGACAAGCUGAAGUGGACGUCGCCCUUUACCAGCCACAGAAUCAGCCUUACCCACGUGUCCCACUCCGGCUCCCGGCGCUCCGAGAGCCUGGAGGUCCACCGUGGAUCCUCACCUCCUCCAAAAGACUCAGACUUGAACUCUGAAUGUGAGGAGCUCAUUUCCCGCACGUCCUCAUCCUCUUUCCAGGCCCGAAGCCCUCGGAUGGAGGGCGAGCCCUCGUUGCUGGGCAGCUUCUCGUCGAUGUCGACCGAAGCCCCGCCCUCGCCCAUCAACUCAUUGUAUGACAGCGGACGGGGGUCUGAGUCCGAAAUUGCAGAGAUGCCCCUGUCUGGUUCCCCCGGGAGCCUGCAAAGAAGCGCGCAAGACCCCGAGGGGAUGGUGUGGGCCACUGCAGUAGCUCUGGCCUGGCUGGAACACAGCUCAGCCAGUUAUUUCAUCGAGUGGGAGCUGAUCGCGGCCAAAGCAAGCAUGUGGCUAAAUGAACAGAUCAUCCCAGAGGGCCGAGACCUGGCGUCGGUCAAAGCCGCAGCCAAUCAACUCUUCAUCAUCCUCAGACACUGGGACGAAAACCUGCAGCUCAACAUGCUCUGCUACAACCCCAACAGCAUGUGAGUCCUUAUAGGGUAGGGACUAAACUUCAAACUAUGCUAAACGAGAGUUUUACUCUCCUUGAUUUGUUUUAAUGUUUAUUGUGUGGGUUUUUAGUUUUAUGAAUAGAAAUCGUAUUUCAUUACCAUCCACCCAAAGGCCAGAAACAUACUUUGCGCAGAUAUGUAGACGCAAGCUUCCUAUUGUACAUAUGUAACUUGCGUUCUUGCAUUAAUGUGGAAGUAACAAACCUGUAAAAGACCGUAUCCACCUCAGAGUAAAGCCCGGUUCACAGCGAUUAAGCAACAUGAUCCCAUUCAUUUCAACAGAGAGCUGGCAAUUUCUGGCGACACGAGCGAUAGUGACCAUUGGCAACAGGAUGUAGGCAUGAACAGCGACUUGACAAAUUAUGUUUAACUUUAAGCAAAUGAAGAGCGACUUUCGAGAACGACAACUAAUAGGAGUGAAGUCAGAUGGAGAAGUUAAUUUUAGCAGUCAGCAACUUCCCUAUAAUUGGUAAAGAGCACUUGCUGUUUCUCGUUCAUCUUUAAUAUUAAGCAUAUUAUAGUAUAGUAUUAGUAUUUUCCCUCCUUCCUGAUUUGUUGUCUACAACAUGGAAUUACAUUUGUGAAUAUCAUUCACAAGCAUGGCUAAGCAACCAGUAGCGGGAACGCCCACUAGCGAGUUACAAAAAUUACAAAUUUAUUAUCAAAUUUACAAAAAUGUUUUUAAUAGUUUUAAUUAAAGGGAUAGUUCACUCAAAAAUGAAAAUUUUAUGUUUAUCUGUUUACCCCCAGGG